CGGUUUUAAAUUGGUCAAUCUUCAUCUCUACACUAUUACUUUUAACUCAAAGCACAGUGAAAACUAUGUAAUCCCUCAAUCUUUUUUGAGGCUCUUGUGCGAAUUUUACAUUAGACUAGAGGGUUUAUUGAAACAACAUAUUUGUGUGGUUUGAAAAAUUCUAUAAACGUUGUCUUGUUGCUAUGAAGAAUCUAAGAGUACAACAUUCUUGCGAUAAUGACAUUGAGUUAGUUUAAUAAGUAACCGCUACAAGAAAAGAAAAAAGCACGAAAAGGAUUAACUAAUAAAAUGAGUAUAAGAUAUAAUGACGAAGACUUAUCCACACGGCAAACUCUCCUGUGAAACCUAACUUCCCUCUCCAAGAAACCAUUUCUUUGACGAGCUCUCUCUCUUCUUCUUCUUCUUCUUCGUCUUCUUCUUCUUCUCCAAGUCUCUGAGAUGGGUUGUUGUUCAUUGGAUUGCUUUGUCUACUUUGUCCUCUCUAUUGCUUUAGCUUUCAUGGCCGUCUCCACCACUCUACCUCCACCUCCAGAUUCCAACAUCACAAAAACUAACAGACCCAUUACUCAUCAUGAUCCUCUCUCUUUAAACGCUUCAAAAGCUCUACGCCAAUCCAAUUUCAAAGCAAUCGCCACUCUCCUCCACGUAUCUUCUGAGAUCUUCCUUUCUUCUUCUCCCAGCACAACCCUCUUCGCUAUUGACGACUCUUCCUUGUUCAACACGUCAUCUCUUCCUCCUCUGUUUCUGAAGCAGCUUCUUCAGUAUCACACACUCCCUCUAAGGCUUCCGAUGGAGGAACUCCUCAAGAAGCCACAAGGAACCUGUCUCCCUACCCUUCUCCGUCACCAGAGCGUCCAAAUCUCCAGCGUUGACAAAGAAUCAAGAAGAGCAGAAGUGAAUCAUGUCAUGAUCUCACACCCGGACAUGUUUCUUGGAGAUUCAUUGGUAAUUCACGGAGUUCUUGGACCCUUCUCACCUCUGCUACCUCACAUGGAUCAUAUUCCACGGUCAUCUUUGUGUCAAUCUGACUCAAACAAAACCAUUAUCGAAGAAGAAGAAGAAGAAGAAGAAGCUGUGCCGGUUAAGAUAGACUGGACUCGGAUCAUUCAGCUGCUAAGUUCAAACGGGUUUGUGCCAUUUGCAAUCGGAUUGCACUCUGUUCUCAACAGGAUCAUUGCAGAUCAACACAAGAACUUGACCGGAGUAACAAUUCUAGCCACACCAAAUCUGGUCUCACUGUCUUCUGCUUCUCCGCUUCUCUACGAAGUCAUGAGACGUCACAUUCUUGCUCAACGACUUACCAAGAAAGAUCUCGCUUCAAUGCCUGAUAAAGCCUUACUCAAGACACUAGAUCCUUACCAAGAUCUCAUAAUCACUAGGAGAGGUAUAGUUAAUUCGUCACAGUGUUUCAUGAUCUCUGGAGUUGAGAUUGUAGCUCCAGAUAUGUUCUCUUCUAACAACUUUGUAAUCCAUGGGAUAUCACACACACUAGAGCUCCCACGGGCUUAACUCACCAUCUUUUUGUUCCUUCCCUUGUAGAUUUACACAUCCAUGUUGUUUAUAUUUUUGUUUUUAGUAAUUGAUAUAUACACAUUUUUUAGUAAUGAUUAUUGAUCAUAGCUAUGUCACUUUA
This is a messenger RNA of Brassica napus (rape), 1633 nucleotides long. RefSeq names its product fasciclin-like arabinogalactan protein 21. The transcript has a single exon. The record is from RefSeq and is a predicted model, not a curated record. Lineage: Eukaryota; Viridiplantae; Streptophyta; Magnoliopsida; Brassicales; Brassicaceae. Bases 439 to 1509 code for a protein of 356 amino acids.